AUGACAAACGUCCUCUACAGGGCUACCAAGUACAUGAAUGCAGAAGAUGCGCUGCUGGCCCACGAGGAAAGGCCUAAGAAGAGGGAAAGGCAGGAAGACACAAGACAAGACAGGGGGCGAAAGGUCGCUAAAACCGGGGAUCAAAGUGAUGAAAAGCGCUCCAGACCACCCACUGGAAGGUUCACCAAUUUCACCCCGUUAACCGCCCUAAUCGACCAACUGAAGGGAGACCCCAACAAAAGACCAAGAGACAAGUAUUGCCGCUUUCACCGGGACCAUGGUCACGACACAACUAACUGCUACGACCUGAAGCAGCAAAUUGAGGCCCUAAUCAGGCAGGGGAAACUACAGAGGUUCGUCAGCAGGGAAAGAACUGAUACGCCAGAAGAACAGGCUCCACGAAGGGAGAACGACCGCCCUAGACCACCCAUAGGAGACAUACGAAUGAUCGUAGGGGGCACAACUGCAACCGGAUCUUCCAAGAAAGCCCGCAAGACCUACCUCAGGAUGGUCCAUAGCGUCCAACUCACAGGAUCAGUACCAAAGAUGCCGUGGAUAGAUAACCCCGUCAUAAACUUUUCAGAGGAUGACGCUCGGAGAAUUCACCAUCCUCAUGACGACGUGCUAGUAGUCAGCCUGCAGAUUGGGGAUUAUAAUAUGCACCGGGUCCUCGUCGACAACAGCAGCUCAACAGACAUCCUGUACUAUCCAACAUUCCAGCAGAUGAGGAUUGACAAGGAACGAUUGUCCCCAACGAAUGCCCUACUCGUAGGAUUUGGGGGUACGAAGGUCUUCCCUUUGGGCUCAAUAAUGCUAGCUGUGACGACAGGUGAUUAUCCUCAGCAGAUCACUAAGGAAAUGACAUUCCUCGUAGUCGACUGCUUGUCCGCUUACAAUGCCAUCCUCGGGCGACCCACUCUCAAUUCCUGGAAGGCGAUAACCUCUACAUACCACCUAAUGAUCAAAUUCCCGACGGAAUAUGGGGUAGGAGAACUGCAAGGGAAUCAAGUAGCAGCACGAGAAUGCUACAUAGCCAUGUUGGAGAUGGAGGAUCAGCAGCAGAAAAUGUGCAUCGGGAAACAGCGAGCAUUAGCAGAGCUGGUUGAAGAGCUAGAAGAAGUAAAACUUGACGACACACGGCCUGAAUGA
Messenger RNA from Quercus lobata, 1149 nucleotides. RefSeq lists its product as uncharacterized. The coding region runs from base 1 to 1149 and encodes 382 amino acids. The transcript has 2 exons. The record is from RefSeq and is a predicted model, not a curated record. NCBI's taxonomy places the organism in Eukaryota, Viridiplantae, Streptophyta, Magnoliopsida, Fagales, Fagaceae.